UGUUGAGCUGUCGUGUAUUCCCAGAAAUCCUCACUUGUAUCAAACUUCUCUUUUUUUCCGAGUAAACGGACCUUUCUCCGAAAUUAACAAAAACGCCUUCAACCCGUAAUUAUGCAUGUUGACUUAUACUGAAGUAUUCAUUUCCGCUCACACGACCUUUUCAUCAACAUUAACACAAGCAUCUACAAUUCAUCUUUAUGCUCGUUGAGCUAUCGGGUAUUCCCUAGAAGUUCAGCCCAUUAGAUAGCAGGUCACGUAUAAUAUCGGUGAAUCAGAUUGUUGUGGUAGUGUACAUGCACAUUAAGUUAUUGGGUAUUCCUAGAAAUUCUGCUCAUUAGCAAGCUGGGUGUUUGAGGUGAAUAGCUCACAGCUAACUGUAACUGUAUUGUGGAUAUUAAGUUUAUAGACAUUAAGAAAUGAAAAUGUUAAAUUCAAAUUGUGCUGAAUUGUUAUCCGUUUAAUGUCAUAGGCGUUUUUGUGAACCGAUUAGAUUAGACCGAUUAGCUAUUAUACGCAUUUGUGAACCAAGUUGAUUAUGCUAAUCGUUACAUUUGUGAGACGAUUUAACUCAACUGAUUAGGCAAAUCGACCUAAUCGUCCCAGGAGGUGUUUAGGCGAUUAGAUUUGACGUUUUCAAAAUGGCGGAAUGUUCGACAUCAAGGCCAUUAGCAAGCAGGUUGUUUGAAUGAAUAGCUCACAGUUAUAUUGGUAUACAUCCAUCUUUUAAAAUCCAAGCCGAUCGUAAGUGUAUUUUUCUAUUAUUAAUUUGACAAUGUUAAAUAUUUAGUUGAUGACAUAUUCACUUGAACAUUUAAAAGGGACUUAAUUUAAAAGAUAAAAGGAGAAUUUCUGAAUGUCAGUUCUAAUGGGGUCAUUUAUGAGAAUUUCUGAAUGUUAGCUCUAAUGGGGUCAUUGAUGAUAAUUUCUGAAUGUUAGUUCUAAUGGGGUUAUUUACAUGUAGAGUAGAUGAAAUGAUUUUGCUGCCACGCCCAAAGUUCACUUGGCUAAUAAGAAACUUUUGUUGUGAUUCUCCAUUUUUGGGAACAUCAUAAACUUAAUGAGUGAAUUUGAACAGGAAAUUUACGUAACUGUGUCUUAAUGUUGAUGCGGUUCUAGUUUUACCCUCUGGGAAAUACAUCCACCUACAAUUCAAGCCAGUCUUUUAGAAUGGAUGAGACCAAUGUACCACGAGAUGACAAACCGGCUAAAAGAGAAAGUUCAAACGGGAGUGAUGAUGAAAUGGAACACCUGAUACCAACUAAAAUAGUAAAAUUAUCUGAUGAAAGUGAAAGUGGGAAUAUCGAACCAAAACAUGAACUCCAGAAGAUACAGGAAAGAUUAUCUCAAGCUGUUGAUGACGUCAACAUUGAUCUAACGGAGACCAUAUUAAAAGAACUACAGCCAGAUGACGUCAGAAGACUACAAGACGUCAUUAUAAGUUUAACCUGUCAAUCAUUAGAGAGAAGAUAUUUAUCACUUGUUAAGUGUUUAUUUAAUAAUAUUAUAAUAUUACAAUCUGAUGGUCAACUUGAUAUUAAUUUAAAUAUACAGUUAAUGAUAUGUGCUAUAAAAUCAGAUUUUGUUGAAGGUAUUCAGUAUCUCUAUAGUAAGAAAUUAUAUUUACAGGUUGAACAUGACAAUAAAGUAUGGAAUGCUUUGUUAGAAUCUGUUAAGUAUAACAGUUUCAAUAUUACUAAAUAUCUUUUAACAAUUUCUGAUUUAAAUCUCAAUCUAGACUCUCAUAAAACUAUAUUAAUGUUUGCUAAAUCUGGUAAAAUGUUGUCAAUUCUUUUAAGUAAUGAUCAAAUCAAGAACAUGAUUAAUUAUAAAUCUAAAUCUGGUCACCAUGUGUUAGAUCACUGUAUAGAAAACACUGAUGAUGUGGACGAAUGUUUCAACUGUAUUAACAUUGUAACAGAAGCUGGAGCUGAAUUCGACAAGUUCAAUCAAACUAAAUCAUUACAAUAUGUCAUUAUUAAGUAUGGUGAUAAACAUAAGUGUUUAGGUAUUAUAUCAUUAUUACUACAACACGGUGCUGACGUUAAUCAGGCUGACGGGUAUCUCACACCUUUAACAUUGGCUAUACGAUACCUUGGUGAUAAAGAUACAUGUUUAGGUAUUAUAUCAUUAUUACUACAACAUGGUGCUGAUGUUAAUCAGGUUAACGGGUAUUUCACACCUUUAACAUGUGCUAUACGGUACCAUGGUGAUAAAGAUACCUGUUUAGGUAUUAUAUCAUUAUUACUACAACAUGGUGCUGAUGUUAAUCAGAUUGAAAAGCUGUACUCACCUUUAACAUGUGCUAUACGACACCAUGGUGAUACAGAUACAUGUUUAGGUAUUAUAUCAUUAUUAAUACAACAUGGUGCUGAUGUUAAUCAGAUUGACGAGAUACACUCACCUUUAAUAUGUGCUAUACGGUACCAUGGUGAUAAAGAUAUCUGUUUAGGUAUUAUAUCAUUAUUACUACAACAUGGUGCUGAUGUUAAUCAGGUUGACGGGUAUCUCACACCUUUAACAUGUGCUAUAUGGUUACAUGGUGAUAAAGAUACAUGUUUAGGUAUUAUAUCAUUAUUACUACAACAUGGUGCUGAUGUUAAUCAGCUUGACAAGAUGCACUCACCUUUAACAUGUGCUAUAGAAUACCAUGGUGAUAAAGAUUCCUGUUUAGGUAUUAUAUCAUUAUUACUACAACAUGGUGCUGAUGUUAAUCAGGUUGACAAGAUAGACUCACCUUUAACAUGUGCUAUAGUACACCAUGGUGAUAAAGAUACAUGUUUAGGUAUUAUAUCAUUAUUACUACAACAUGGUGCUGAUGUUAAUCAGAUUGAAAAGCUGUACUCACCUUUAACAUGUGCUAUAGAAUACCAUGGUGAUAAAGAUUCCUGUUUAGGUAUUAUAUCAUUAUUACUACAACAUGGUGCUGAUGUUAAUCAGAUUGAAAAGCUGUACUCACCUUUAACAAGUGCUAUAGAAUACCAUAGUGAUAAAGAUACCUGUUUAGGUAUUAUAUCAUUAUUACUACAACAUGGUGCUGAUGUUAAUCAGCUUGACGAGAUGCACUCACCUUUAAUAUGUGCUAUACGGUACCAUGGUGAUAAAGAUACGUGGUUAGGUAUUAUAUCAUUAUUACUACAACAUGGUGCUGAUGUUAAUCAGAUUGACAGGUAUAAUAACUCACCUUUAACAUGUUGA
This is a messenger RNA of Patella vulgata (common limpet), 3195 nucleotides long. RefSeq names its product ankyrin repeat domain-containing protein 50-like. Bases 1168 to 3195 code for a protein of 675 amino acids. The transcript has 6 exons. Lineage: Eukaryota; Metazoa; Mollusca; Gastropoda; Patellidae. Gene Ontology annotation, molecular function: protein binding. The record is from RefSeq and is a predicted model, not a curated record.